UAAUUUUUUAUUGAAGCACCAAACCGAUUUGAUUAAGAAUCACAAUAUGAAUGGAACACCGCCUAAACUGAGUUUUGAAAUAACGAAAUCUUCGGAAAUAACCAAACUGAUUUCAGAUGGGAUCCGCGCUGCUGAGGCUCUCGAGGAGAGCCUACUGAGGAACCAAUCGAUCAUCUCCGCACCACCGACACACUUAAGAGAUAACAACAUCAGCAACAACAACAACGAUAAUAUUGGCUCUAGAAUACCAUCGAAACCAUUGCUGGCUCCAGCCAGACCCGAGAUUUUGCAUGGCGAAACUCAUUCAUUGAAACCAUCAUCCUCAUCCACUGCAUCGGCUCAUUCGAAACUUCCCAUUUUCGCAGCACCGCAAUCGCCUGUCAUUGUUAACUCUCAUUUGCAUCAGCGUUUACAAUAUCCGCAUCUGCACCACACACACUACCCAUUCCCUCAUCCACACCAUUAUCACGCUCAUACUGCACUGCAACUGCAUCAUAAUCUAACUAGUAAUCUUCCAGCUUUGGCGCAAAAAACAAUUAGCUUAUCCGAAUAUCUACGUCCACCACAAAAUGCUCCGCUUUUCCAUCCUGUCAAGUUGCCCGGACGUCGACCCUUUCCCGGCCCCAUCAAGAAGGUGCCUGCCUCUAGGCCAGUGUUGCCGCAACAGCAUCCGCCACCUGGUGGACUACUGCCACAGUCAUCGUUGAUUGUUAACCACUAUCGGAAGCCUGUGCCCAGCCUGUUGAAGCCCUUCCUUAAGGAAAAACUCUUUCCCAUACAGCCGAUAGCAGCUUCGGUAUUGCUAUUGGGUCAACCAACGGAGCUUAACGGCAUUGGACAAAGAAAAACUGAUGCCGCAGAGCGCGCCAAAAUCAAGUCGAAGCCCGUUAUCCCGUUACCCGUGCCGUAUGUAGACCUAGAGCCUCAGGCAUCACUCAAGGCCACUUCCUAUUUUAAGUCAAACACGAAUGUGGAGAAACCAGUUUUAAGCACCACUACAACGACGACUAUACCAAUAAUCAAACGUCCGGUGCCGGAAGAACCAUCGCCUCAACAAAUUGCCAGCAUGCGUCCGGCAAUAAAUCAAGGAUUUAAGCCUGAUUCCGUUGUUGUUGAGAGCGGCUUCCGUCCAAUUGUGCGUAAUGAUGGCACCGGCGUACAACUACCACCUGAGUUAAUUGAUCAGGUAGCUCACAGACGCGAGGAUCCUGGCUCUGAAAUUGACGAAGUAAUGGAAACAGAUACGCUUUUCCUAACCGCACAGCAAAGUGGCAGUGAGACCCAGAGCUUUGAGCCCAUGUUUAUUCCAUCUCCCUUGGACAGCACCAAUGCAACAAUGCUAGCAUUGAGUACUAAGGAGGAAGUCGUCGACCCGUUGCCAGAGUCCCCAUCUCCGCUAAGAUUGCCUUCAGUCGCAAUCAAACAUGCACUGCCAGAGGCAGCUGAGCUUAGAAAGCCAUCGCUUGAGGAACUGUUUCUUGAAGGCGAAGAAGAUGAUGUUCAAAGUGAAGCAGUGGGACAGGAUAAACGGCCGACUUCAACAAAUAAGCCAACUAUAAUUGAAAAAAAACAAGGUUCCUCAGAAACAGCCAUCGGCGCCGGUGAAGAUCUGGACUAUGAUGACGUAGGUAGCCUAUUCGAGCCAUCAGCGGAAGAAGAACACCAUAUGCAGGACUCUUUAGCUGACGACCUGCAAAUGGAACCCGACGAAAAGAUAGCAGAAGCAGCCGAACGCAUAGAUACUUACUACUUGCCACCCGAUAAUCGGAAAAUACCACAAGCUGGAAUUCCCAGCGGUGCCGUUUACACCUUUGAUGGGAAAUCUGUGGUGGAUGCCACAUUGGUGCUGCCACCAAAACUGGACGCACGCGACAGUGGACACUCGCGUCACACCCAUUACGGGCUAACCCCAUUAGAGAAGCUAAUACGUACCACUCCACAGUUUGGCGCUUAUCGUGGCGAUCUGCCAGAAGACUUCCUCUCAACUACUCAGGCAGGUGUUCGACCAGUUACGGAUUAUACGAGCCCAGGACGUCUAAGUAGCAGCAGCACCGACAGCACUCUUCAUUCACAUUCAUCGCCAUUACUAACAUCGUCAUUGCGGCCCAUUUCGACCAAGUUGCACUUGCUCAAGCCCAACAUAAACGAUAAUAGCACGUAGACAGAGAGAUAGAGAAGGAGAGACAGAGUUGGCAACACAGGUGCGCAAUAGUUUAAUUCAUUGAUUAGAUAAGCGUUUACAACUGCAAGCAGUUAGCAAUUGAAUUUGUAUUCAUAACCAUAUACCAUAACAAAUCCCGUAUUAGAUGUAGUCACCUCUUGAUAUGUGUUUAAAUAUUAUGAUGCUCUUAAUUUUAAUAAAACACAACAAUUUUACA
Molecule: messenger RNA, 2378 nt
Organism: Drosophila hydei
Lineage: Eukaryota; Metazoa; Arthropoda; Insecta; Diptera; Drosophilidae
Product: protein Skeletor, isoforms D/E-like
Exons: 1
Coding region: 47-2161 (704 amino acids)
Source: RefSeq, a predicted model, not a curated record